Messenger RNA from Labrus bergylta (ballan wrasse), 8668 nucleotides. RefSeq names its product desmoplakin a (gene dspa). The record is from RefSeq and is a predicted model, not a curated record. Gene Ontology annotation, cellular component: cytoskeleton; intercalated disc; intermediate filament. Gene Ontology annotation, biological process: cell-cell adhesion; skin development; intermediate filament cytoskeleton organization. Gene Ontology annotation, molecular function: structural molecule activity. Lineage: Eukaryota; Metazoa; Chordata; Actinopteri; Labriformes; Labridae.
AUGAGUACGUACGGCUCCAACCCAAGGUUGGCUCAAAUGGGGCCGAGAAGUAACUCGCGGCCGGAUUUGGCGAGUCCGAGUUUGAGAAACGACGUUUUUGUCGGUGGAAACGGCUUUCAUGGAGACUUCCAGGGAGGUGAAGGCGGAUACACCUACACCACCUUCUCCAGGUCCUCCAUGCACGGAGGGGGGGGCGGCGGACAGAAGGUGCACGUUAGCGUGAGUGGAGGCGGAGGUGGUGGAAUAAGUGUACAGGCUAUUCAGCAAAAGGCGAUGUUUCUAACAGGCCAGUGUCAGGAGUACCUGCAGCGGGCAAAAAUGGUUCUUCAGGGUGGAGGUCCGGCAGCAGAGGGAGAAAAGUUUUUGAACAUGGCUGCAGAAUCCAUGGACCAUAUGAGGGUCUGUGGCAGAGAGCUGCAGCAGUUGCGUAUACCCAACGAUGUGGGCAGAAACUUAGACCAGUUCCAGCACAUGCAUGCCUCCAUCCAACAGCAGCUACUGGGUGGUAUGACCACACGACGGAACAGGGGCAGCGUGGGCUCCCUUGACGGGGGCAGGGUCUUUAAUGAUGCGAUGGCCUGGAUUGCACAACAGAAGCGCAUGAUUGAGACCGCUCCAUUUGGUGAUGAUGCCGAAGCCAUUGAUAAGCAAAUCAUGAGCCACAACAAAACCCACAGCUCCAUCCAGAGAAGUCAGGAAGUAGACCGAGCCAGAGACGAACUGCAUUCAAGGUCUGACAAGUACAAUCUCUCAAUACUGGAACAAGAAUGGGACAGUCUUCAGAAAAUUUCAAACAGCCGUGUGCAUCAGCUGCGUGAGCUUCAGAGCAUCAUCGAGGAGAUCUCCCGAGCCAUCAUGUGGGUGAAUGAGAGGGAGGAGGAGGAGCUGGUUUUUGACUGGGGAGACAAGAACAUCGAUCAGUACAUCCCUAAGAAACAAGAGAGCUACUCAGGUCUGAUGAGGGACCUGGAAGAGAAAGAAAAAGAUCUGAACAAGCUGAAGACGAAAGCGGAUGGACUCCUGAACAACAACCAUCCCGCCUCAGAUAAGAUUGAAGCCUACAUGGACACUCUGCAGACCCAGUGGAGUUGGCUUCUCCAGAUCACCAAGUGUAUUUCUAUGCAUUUAAAGGAGAAUUCUGCCUACAGCCAAUUUUUCAAAGAUGCCAAUGAGACCUAUGCAAAGCUGCAGAAGGAACAUGAGGCCAUCCGAAGCAAGUUCACCUGCGACAAGAACACUCCACUGGAAAAUCUCACUGAGCUCCUGAAAAACCUGGAGAAAGAGAAGGAGCGUAUCAUUGAGCAGAAGAGGCAGGUCCAAAGUCUGGUCAACAAAUCAAAGUCCAUUGUAAGGCUGAAACCGCGCAACCCUGAGGAGAAGAGCAGCAGCCCUGUGAUGGUCCAGGCCUUGUGUGACUUCAAACAAGACCAGAAAGGAAUUUUCAAAGGGAACGAGGGCAUCCUGAAGGAUAACUCGCAGCGCAGUAAAUGGCUUGUGACAGGACCCGGAGGUCUGGACAUGUUGAUUCCCUCUGUGUGUCUGCUGAUCCCCCCACCAAACCCGCUCAGCAUCGGCCUCGCCAACAAGAAUGAGCAGUAUUAUGAAGCAAUCAUGGGUAUCUGGAAUCAGCUCUACAUCAACAUCAGGAGUCUUAUCUCGUGGCAGUAUUGUGUCAAAGACAUCAACUACAUCAACUCCCUCACACUCAGCAUGCUGUCAAAAAUGCGACCAGAGGAGUACCGCAGCAUCAUCAAAAGACUGGAGACUCACUACCAAGAGUUCCAGCAUACCAGCCAAGGCUCUGAUCUGUUCGGGGAAGAUGACAAGAUGAACAUCCAGGGCUACUUUGACAAAGCCCAGAACCACUAUGACACACUGAUAAUCCAGCUGCCUGCUUACAGAGAUGAAGGGGCGAAGCCUGAACCCUCCAAGCCUGAACCCUGCAAGCAGGAUACUGUCGUCAAGACACCUGAGGUCAAGGUUACCACCAAGCCUCCCACCCCACCGACCUCUACCCUCAGCCUCAGCCUGCUCAGCAGUCUGCAAGAGAUCCGUCGCAGGCUGGAGCUGGCAGAGUCUGGUCUCACCAGUCAUCUGCACAUUCCCCUCGGCGAGAACAGUGUGCACGAGUGCACAGUGCACAUCCAGAAGCUUCAGACUGUGCACCAAGAUUUGGACUCCAUUCAUGACGAGUACCUGCGCCUUAGAGAAAAGAUAAUAAAGCAACUGGAAGGUUUACCAGCCGACUCUGAGCAAGCCAAGUUUCUCCGCACUGAACUGGAAAUCAUCAACCAAAAGCUUGUAGGCCUCCAGGGUCUCUACUCAGCCUACACUCAAAGGCUGUCAGCUCUUAAGAGCUUACUUCAAAGCCUUCUCCAGGCUGAAGAUAUCAUCAAAGUCCACGAGGCCCGGCUGACAGAGAAGGAAACCUCCUCCCUGGACCUUCGUGAGGUGGAGAACUAUCGGAGCACUCUAAAGCAAAUGAAGAGUGAUCUGGAGCUAAAAAGAGACCUGUUGACAGCCAUGGAGUCCGACCUGUCUAGAGCUAUACAAUGGAACGGUCAAAUCUCAGAUUCCUUCCACAAGUGCGAUGUAGACCUGUCCAAGUACUCAGAUCUGGUGGGUCAGAUGUCCGACCGUUGGCGCCGCAUCCAAACCCAGAUUGACAGCAGAGUGUGGGAUCUGGAGAAGCAGGAGAAACAGCUGAAACAUUAUCAGCAAAGCAGCACUUCCCUGGAGCAGUGGGUAGACAAUGCCAGGAAGCGCCAGGACACCCUGCAGAUGGUUAAGCUCAACGAUAUCCAGACUCUAAUGGACCACCUCAACCAACAGAAGGCACUUCACACAGAAAUCAAGGGAAAGAAGGAGAAAGUAGAGGACGUGCAGAAAAACGCAGACACCUGUGCAGCCUCCAUAAAGGACUAUGAGCUGCAGCUGGCUUCGUACAGUUCAGGCCUGGAAACUCUUCUUAACAUUCCGAUCAAGAGAACAAUGCUUCAGUCCCGCUCUGUAGUCAGACAAGAGGCGGCUGACAUCCAGUCCAACUACAUUGAACUGCUUACCCGCUCCAGUGACUACUACAAGUUUCUUGGGGAGCUGCUCAAGAACAUGGAGGAACUGAAGAUCAGGAACACCAAGAUCGAGAUGCUGGAGGAGGAACUGAGGCGUCUGAGGGAAGACCUCCAAGAUCGCAACCAGAAAAACAAGGCCCUGGAGGAUGAUUUGUCCCGCUACAAGCUGGAGCUCAGUGAAUCCAAAAAUCAGCUCAUUUCUAUGGAGGAAGUCAAGAGAACCACAGUCAUGCAAGUUAAUGCUACCAAGGAAAACCUGGACAGCACAAACAACCAGCUCCAAGAUCUUAAUGACCAGCUGACACGCAUUAAGUACCAGCUGGAGGAGGAGAAAAGAAAAAGAAGGUUGGCAGAGGAACGCUACACAAGUCAGCAAGAAGAAUAUGAGGCAGCGGUGCGUCGCAGACAGAAGGAGCUGGAAGAGCUCAACUGGGCAAAGAUUGACCUUGAAAAAACUGUGAAGGACAAGGAACGUGAACUGGAGAGGAUGAAGAUACUGAUGGAGGAGGAAGCGACACGCCGAAGAAACGCUGAGUCAGAUAUUUCAAAGGUAAGAACACAGUGCACCCAGGAGAUUAAUCAACUUAAGCAGACAUACGAGACAGAGAUCCACGUUACCAAGACCACCAUCCUGAAAGCCUCACAACAGAAAGAAGAGGACACCACAGAGCUGAGACUAAGGAUUGAAAGACUGACUGCUGAAAAGAGAGAUCUGGAGCAGGAGCUGAUGAGAAUGAGGCAGUCCAUUGCUCACACAGAAGAGCAGAGGAGCAGAGCAGAGCAAGAGGUCAGCCAGCAGAGGGCAUCAGUGACACAAGAGACAAGGAUUCGCAGCGAGUUGGAGGUUAAGCUGAGAACGCUCAUGAAUCAGAAAGGAGAUGAUGAGAUCAAACUAAAGGAAGCCACCAAAAGUAAUCAGGAAAAGUCCAGAGAGAUCAGCGUACUGACAUUCAACCUGGAGGAGGAGGGGAAGAAGAGGAGAGCUAUGGAAUUAGAAAUCAAUCGCCUGAGGCAGGCUGAGGCAGAUCUGAAGGCAAAGAACACAUCACAUCUGGAGGAAAUCAACAUGCUUAAAGUGUCCGAGCAGGAGAUCCGCAUCACUCGAGUAGAGCUGGAGAAGCAGACGAGUGAGAAAAACAAGGCCGAGCAGAGUUCUUCCAGGCUGCAGAGCCGCAUCCGGGAACUUCAGGGAUCUCUGGAUAGACUGGAAGCUGAGUUGGAAAAACAGAAGAAGGCAACACAGGAGGAGUUCACACGUAGAAAGAGAAUGGAGGCAGAGUUGGAGAGGAUGACACACACUUGCAGAGAGCACACCACCACAAUUAGCACACUGAAAUCUAUCCAGAUAGAGGCAUCCAACUCUGGGAGGAAGUAUGAACAAGAUGUCAGCGCCCUCCAGGCCGCUCUGGACAAGAGUCUAAGGGAUCAUAGAGUCACCAAGGAUGAACUGGCAGCUGUCACAGCCGAGCUGAGGGCACUCAAACAGAAACUCCAGCAGGAAGAGAAUCGAGUACGUGAACUUAACCAACGUAACGAGAGCCUUUAUAAGACCAUAGAGGAAAAGAGCCGCCAGCUUAAUGAAUACACCACUGAGAUCGAGAAGCUGAAGACUCUGACACAGAACCUGACAAAGGAGAGACUGAGGUUGGAGGAGGAGCUGAGGGCAGUGAAACAGGAGAGAGAUGAGCUGAAACUGAGCAAAGAUGCUAUCGAUGGAGAAAGCGCCAGUCAGAUCUCGGCCAUGCAUGUCCAGCUUCAAAGUAGCACCAAGAAGACAGCGGAGCUCCAGACUCUCAUCAAUGACCUGACCAGAGAGAGAGAAAAGCUUAAACUGGAAAUUGACAAAAUCAAAAAGCAAUCUAUUGAGACUUCCAUGAUUGUACAUCAGUCCCAAAGCCAGUUCAGUGAGAUAGUGCUGGAGAGAGACAGUUUGCUAUCCAAGCUUAAGCUGCUGGAGCAGGACAAGUCCCGCAUGCAGCGUCUAGAAGAAGAGCUCAACCGCAUCAAGAUUACACUGGAGACUGAGAUUCGCAGCAAACAGCUGCAGGAUGAAAAGAACGCAGUCCAAGAUUUCAACUACAUGAAGAGCCAGUUUGAGCUCAGGGACGGCAAGAUUAAGCAGUGUGAGUCAGACAGAGACAAUCUUGAUCGAGAGAGGCUCUCUCUGAAGAAUGAGAUCGAGAGGCUCAUGAGAGAGUUAAAGAGCGUCGAGGAGAGGUACAAGAGUCGUCUGUUUAGCUCAGAAAAAGAGGCAAAAGAACUGGCGCUCAAGAGAGAUGCAUUGGAGAGAGAGAUUCUUAGGCUGCAGCAGAGACCUUGCGCCACUAGCAGGCAAACCCAGACUGAUGAGAAGAUCCCAACGAUUAAUCCAUCCAAGCUGAUAUUUGAUGGAGUGCGCCGCAAAGUCACUGCCCACCAACUUUGUGACUGUGGCAUAAUAAGUAAAGCCACUUUAGACCAGCUACUGAAGGGAGAAAAGACUGUGGAUGAGGUAGCUGUGGACAUCCAGCUUAGUCUGAAGGGUACAGGAGUCAUCGCUGGCAUGACGACAGGCUCCCAAGGAAAAAUGCCCUUCACUGAAGCGAAAAACAAGAACCUCCUCAGUCCAGAGAGCGCCCUUAUGCUCUUGGAAGCUCAAGCAGCAACAGGUUACAUCAUUGACCCCGCAUUUAAUGAGAAGAUGCCUGUGGAUACUGCCUGUUCAAGAGGGAUCGUAGACACAGAAGACAGAGACACCUUGGUGAGAGCCGAAGCAGCGAGUACAGGCUUUAAAGAUCCAUACACUGGCAAAGUGUUGUCCUUGGGUCAGGCUUGCAAACAGGGCCAUGUAGACAAAGACACAGCUGUCCGCCUGCUCCAAGCUCAAGAGUCUGUUGGAGGCAUAAUUGACCCUGUUCUGAGUGUCUACCUUCCCAAAGAUCUGGCCUUGGACCGCAAUCUCAUUGAUGAGGAUCUUUACAGAGCUUUGAACAAAAAACCCACCUGCUACCUGGAUCCAGCAACAAGUGAGAAGACAAGCUAUAAUGAGCUGAGGAGGAAGUGCACAGUGGAACCUGUUUCUGGUUUGCUUCUACUCCGAGGACCAGAAACGCCUAUGACAGUGAAGGGUCUUCGUGGUGAAGUCUCUAUCAAAGAGCUCAUGGAUUCAGAACUGAUAGAUGAAACUGAUUUGCAAAAGCUUAAUCAAGGCGAACUCACCACCAAAGAAAUUGAAGACAAGCUUAAGUCCUACCUCUACGGCUCCGCCUGCAUUGCAGGGAUCUACGAUGAGGCCAAUGACCGGAUAAUGCCUUUCUAUCAGGCGAUGAAAGACGGUCUGCUCAUGAGGGGAACCACCCUAGAGCUUCUUGAAGCCCAAGCUGCUUCUGGUUUCAUUGUUGAUCCAGUCAACAAUGUCUUCAUGACAGUAGAGGAGGCCUCAAAGAGGGGGCUGAUCGGAAAAGAGUUUAAAAACAAGUUGUUGUCUGCAGAGAAAGCAGUAACUGGAUACAGAGACCCAAACACAGGAAAGACAGUCUCCCUCUUCCAGGCUAUUGAAAAAGAUCUUAUUGAGAAAGGUCAUGGAAUCCGUCUUCUUGAGGCCCAAAUUGCCAGCGGUGGGAUUAUUGACCCCAAAGAGAGCCAUCGUAUUGAUGUCUCAGUUGCCUAUAAAAGGGGAUAUUUUGAUGAGGAGAUGAAUGACAUCCUGACUUAUGAAGGAGAUGACACCAAAGGUUUUUUCGACCCUAAUACUAAGGAUAACCUGACGUAUCUUCAGUUGAAGGACAGAUGCAUCAAAGAUAGCAAAACUGACUUGAUACUCCUGCCUCUCAGAGACAAGAAGAAGCAGAAAACCCAGGAGAGCCGUACCAAUGUCCUUCGCAAGAGGAGAGUUGUGAUCGUCGAUCCAGACACUGGGCUUGAGAUGUCGGUGAGGGAGGCCUACCAUCGGGAUCUAAUCGACUAUGACACUUUCCUGGACUUGUCAGAGCAGGAGUGUGAGUGGGAGGAAAUAACCAUCAAGGGGUCUGACGGCUCGGCUCGUUUGGUUAUAGUGGACAGGAAAACAGGAACCCAGUAUGACAUCCAAGACUGCUUGGACCGCGGUAUCAUCAACCAGAAGUCGUUGGAUAUGUAUCGUGCUGGAACACUAACCCUGACCCAGUUUGCUGAUGAAAUUACAAGCAGAACCAGCACCAUUGAGAUGACCAUUUCAACCAGCACUGUUGAUGACAUGGUCACCUGCAGCAGUCCCACCCAGGCCGCACCAUCUUCUCCUACCGUCCGUAAACGCUUCAACAGUAUUUCUAUCACUGUAUCUCCCCCUGAGAUGUUCGAUGACCACAGCCCUGUGGGGGCUAUAUUCGACACAGAGACCUUGGAGAAAAUCACCAUCCCUGAAGCACACCGAAGAGGCAUUGUUGACACUCUUACAGUCCAGAGGCUCCUGGAGGCCCAGGCAUGUACAGGGGGCAUUAUCAAUCCUGCCACCGGAGAGAGACUGUCUUUGCAGGACGCGGUGCAUCACAGCAUCAUUGAUGACAGCAUGGCCACUAAGCUUAAACCUGCACAGAAAGCCUAUGUUGGCUUUGAGGAUGUGAAGACUAAAAGAAGGAUGUCAGCAGCAGAAGCAGUGAAGGAGGCAUGGCUGCCUUAUGAAGCUGGCCAAAGAUUUUUGGAGUUUCAGUACCUGACAGGAGGCCUGAUAGAGCCCGGCACCGAACGUCGCAUCACCAUCGAGGAGGCUAUCAGCAGAGGUUGGUUGGAUGGUAAAGGGGCCCAGAAGCUUCAAGACACAAGAAGCCACCAGAAGAAUCUGACCUGCCCUAAGACCAAACUGAAGAUCUCUUACAAGGAAGCCAUGGAUGGCUGCAUGGUGGAGGAAAGUAAUGGGAUGAAGAUGCUGCAAGCCUCCUCGAUUUCCUCAAAGGGAAUCAGCAGCCCUUACAAUGUCUCUAACCCAGGAUCCCGCUCUGGGUCAAGAGCCGGCUCCAGGAGUGGAUCCCGUAGAGGCAGUGUAGAUUACUCCUCUAAUUUCAGCAUGACCUUCUCCUCCAGCACUACUACCCAAAGCACCACCUCUCACUUUUAAUAUACAGCAAAAUAAUGAAAUGAAACCCAGCAGUUUCUAUGCAGUUUGCUUUACUUCUGUCUUUUUUUUUCCUACCCAUGAGAUUUUUGGAGGUUUGCUUAAAUUCUGACACUGGUUCAUUUAAGUAUUUUGAUAUUUUAAGUUUGUGGUGAUUUGUUGUUAUUCAAUAAUGUAAAAGCUUAAGAGAAAAAUGUAUGAUUUUUUCUAACACAUGCAUGGUCAUUGAAUAUAUUUGUCACUGCUCAUUUGAAUAUAAGGCUUUUUUUCUAAUUCAGAAUGUUAUUUUUAAAUAUAAGUGUUGACCCCAGCUCUACAAUGGAGGCAACAUUAAAUUUGCUAUUUUGUUUGUAGUGUGUUUCUGCUUGACUAAAAUAUGUUUUGUAAUCUAGAAAAUUCUGUUUUUUGUCUUUAUUUUGACAGAGAUUUAGCUGACAAUACUGACCUGACUUUUUAAUGAUUAAUCAUGGUUUUUUUUUGCAACCUAAAUGUUAUUCUCAAGAGAUUCUAAAUAAAGCAUUCAUAGCAA